UCUUGUUCUGUUUUUUCUUGGAGUAAUUUCGUGGAGCUUCAGACGAGAAAAGAUCGGAGCCGCUUUUACACACCGCGCAAAACCGCUCUCCUGCUCGGUUUUGUGUUUUCCCCAACAUUUUUUGACUCUUGUAUUUGUGAAUGAAAGCGGCUGAGGAAGAGGAGGAGGCGCAGGUUAAGUGGACGCUGUUUCCAGUGCACGGAUCGCCUCCUUUAAUGCGCAAAAAUACAAGACGCGUUUUCCCCUCUACAAAUCUCUGACUUUGUGCGCCGCUCUGGGGGGAGCUGCAAACUUUUUUCUUUUAAAAAAUAAAUAAAAAGCUCGGAUUGCAUUCUUUCCCCCUUCAAACAUUUUGGAGGUGAUGUCAUCGGCCCGUGUUUUGGCUGCUGCAAUUGCGCUCGAGCUCCAGGCAACGGGCAGCAAUUGAGUCCGGGAAAUCAGGUGCAGAGAGCGGCUGUCGCGGUUGUCUGCUUUCACUUUGCCACAUCCUCUGAGCUAGACCGCGGCGGGCUCUCAUCUGCGCGUCUCCAGCGCCAUGGACGCGUAAACGCCGCCGCAGGGCGCAGCAGCCAUGACCGAGGCCACUCCGCGGUACCUGGAGUCCAGCUCGCCGCCGCGUCUUCAUUGCUCCAUCCCCGUCCAGGUGCUCUGCCUCCCGCGGCGCGUCAGCACUAAAACACCCGCACGAAUCCAUGCUUGCGCGCUCCCGUUUCAUGGAUCUCAUCUGUUUUAAACCCAAUCAAUAAGCUCUCUGUGCCCGUGGAAGGACAUUUUCGAAUGUAAAGCUUCAGACUGGAAAGUUACGCUUGGACAGCCACGUACCACUACUUGGAAAUACUGGGCACGAACCCGAUUUCGCUGUCUGUUGGGUUCCAGGAAGCCUUUUCGCAGCCAGAAAGUUUUUUUUAAAAAUUUAUUUAUUUAAAAAUAAAAAAUUUUACGAGCUUUCACGGAAACGGCGCAUAGGUGUGGGUCGUGUUUGAACUUCACUUCACCUGUUUCCCACACUCCGGAGGAUAGAGCUGCGCCCCGCCUCCUGUCCGUUACUGACCGACCGAGCGCGCACCAAGAUGCAGUACAGCGGUGCCAGCGGGAGCAUCCGCGGACCGUGCGUUCAAACGGAUUAAACAGGACAGACGCGAAGCUGUGACCCCGGAGAGCCGUUUCUCAAGCGCGCACGAAGCCACUCGGACGCGGAGGAAGCGAUGUGGGCCUUUCUCUCCACGCUGGCUGUCUUGUAUAUCCAGAUAAUGCUGGUCAUGUGUAAUCCGCUACAGGUGUUUGGUGUGGAUGGGGUGAAUUUCAGCGUGCAUGUGGAGAAUCAGACGCGUGCACGAGACGCCAUGAGUCGACGACAUCAUCGCGUGUACCAGCUUUAUAGCCGCACGAGUGGAAAACACGUCCAGGUGCUCGGACGCAAAAUCAGCGCUCGUGGAGAAGACGGAGACAAAUAUGCCCAGCUCGUUGUGGAAGCAGACACCUUCGGUAGCCAGGUGCGAAUCAGAGGGAAGGAAACCAAUUUUUACCUGUGCAUGAACCGCAGGGGGAAGCUCGUAGGCAAGAAGGUCAGUAAUCGUAGCGCGGAUUGCGUCUUCGUGGAAAAGGUUUUGGAAAACAAUUACACAGCGCUCAUGUCAGCACGCUACACGGGGUGGUACGUGGGCUUCACCAAAAGAGGGCGCCCUCGCCGUGGUCCGCAGACGCUACCAAACCAGCAGGACGUCCACUUCAUGAAGCGUUUUCCUCCCGGAGAGCAGCCGGACUUAACGCCGUUCCGCUUCACCACCGUUAGCAAGAGGAGCAAGAAAGUCCGUGCAGCACGACCACGCUAAUGCUAAAACUCCACUGUCUCGCUGUGAGACCACGCUUACAUGAGAACUGGAAAUAAACUAAGACAGUCCUACCGGACAGUCCAGUGAAAAUGACACUGCUCAUGCAAAGCAGGAUUUGAGGUAGGACAGUCGCGCCUUAUUUGAACAGACAGUGCUAAAUGCUAAUCUAAGGGCGCCACUCCAUAUUUCACUGGGUUGGACGUCGUACAACCCUACUGAUAAACACUAGCUAAUUCACACCAGAACUGUGGUUUACGACAGCUUACUUCAGACACUGAGAAGUCGAACCAAAGCAAACACAACGGAAAGGUCUCUACGGGCGGACGAACCAUUAGGCUGUUUAUCCCGCUAACGGCCCACAAUCCCAUAAUGGAGAAAUGAUCCUCCCAGCACUCUAUACAAAACACAACCACAUUGGCCUGUAGACGCUGAUCGUGUUACAAUUUUCCCAAGACAAGACUUCCAAGCUUGGACGUGAUCCCGCUUAAGGGAGUGGAACAGAUAUCCUUGAACUGGAGAAGAAUAUGGACUCAGAUUGGAAUCAGAAAGAGAGAGAGAUUAGAGAAUAUCGCAAGCCCUUUUGAGAUUUAAUCACGUUCAGGAUAUGAAUUAAUUCAAUUUUCACUAUCUAAAAUGCUAAUUCUUGACAUCAGAAAUUACAUUUGAUCUAGUAAACUGUUAAUUCUUGAUAUAAAAUAUGACAUGACAUCAUUACUCAUGGAAAUACCCAUUCUUUAUUAAGCCAUAAUUUUUUAUAUCUGUAAAUGCAUUUUCACUAGAAAACUUUCACAAUGAUCUGUAAUUCCCUUCUGCUCAAAAUGCAAUUACAGAUAUCUUUAAUUAAGUUCUUACUAGUUAAAAUUCCAAACUCAUAUAAUCUAUGUAGUUCAUACUAGUACAAAUGAAUAUUUGAUAAGAAUAAUAACAUUGUUACAAGUGCAAAUGUCCAUUCCUAAAUGUCCAUUAGUAAAUAUUUUCAUUUUUGGUAUCUGUAAUUUGGUUUUCACUAGUGGAAAUGUUAAUUUUAGAUAUCUAUGAUGUUAAUGUACCUCGUAUAAAAACCAUUUAAGAUAUCUUUAAUUACUUUCCAAUUUACUGAUUUUUGAAAUCCAUUCCCAGAUGUCUGAAAUACCAAAUCUAACAUGUUGAAAUAAACUUGGAGAUUUCAAAACGUAGUUUUACUAGUUGUAAUUCAGUUGUGGAUUUUAAGAAUUAGUGUUUUCGUGAGUAAUGACGCCAUUAAUCAAGAAUUAAUGUGUUUACUAGUGCAAAUGUAAUUACUGACUUAAAAUGUUUUGCGUUUUCACUUGUUGCAAUUCAUUUGCUGGUAUCAAGAAUUAGCAUUUUAACUAGGGCUGUCAAUCGAUUAAAAACUGUAGUCAAGUUAAUGACAUGGUAUGCGAUUAAUCGAAUUAAUCGCAAUUAAUCGCAAUUAAUAGCAUAUAUAAAUAUUUGCUGAAAAAGCCCCUCAAAUAGCAGUAAUUUAAUAUAUAAUGAUAAAAUAAUUAUAAAUAGUUUUACUUAAUUAUAAGCAAAAUAUAUAUAUUAUAAAAAAAAGAAUACAGAUAAUUAAAAUGCAUUACAUUAUUGUGGCACACGAGUAAAGCGUUAAAAAAGAUGGUAACACUUUACAAUAAGGUUCCAUUUGUUAACAUUAGUUAACAUGAACUAUCAAUGAACAACACUUUUACAGCAUUUAUUAAUCUUAGUUAAUGUUAAUUUCAGCAGAUACUAAUACAUUUUUAAAAUUAAAAGUUGUGUUUGUUAACAUUAGUUAAUGCAUUAUGAACUAACAUGAACUAACAAUGAACAAUUGUAUUUUUAUUAACUUGCAUUAACAAAAAUGAAUAAAUGUUAUAAAAAAAUAUUGUUAAUUGUUUCUUCAUGACACCUAAUGCAUUAAUUAAUGUUAACGAAUGGAACUUUAUUGUAAAGUGUUACCAAAAAGUCAAAACAAAAAGUGGCUUUAGAAUCCAAUGUAUUGUUUAUUUCCAUAUUAUUGAACAUAAGCCAAUCAUUGGCCUGCAGUUCACAGUAAUCCAUUUUGCAAUUGAAUUUGUCAAUCUGUCCGAAAUAGAUUUAUUAUAAGGGCUUUUCUAAGGACGCAUCAAUGUACACCUGCGUAAGACGGACGCUUUUGGAGCAGCUCGGUUUUCAUGGUGUCAUAAACAUACCGUUUUUAGGUCACUGUGUCAAGUUUAAUGCAGUUUAAUACUUAGAAAAACACAUCUUGAGAUCCCUACAUUUGGAUUUGCGCUCCAUCAACCUGUGUUUAAAUGCAAGAACGUGUUCUCAUAUUGUGCUGUCUGUUGUCGAUAAGUGUGGUUUGGUCUCUGUAUAAGCUAUGCAUUGCCUGUACAGCUGGAGUUUUGAUUACUGCCCCCUGGAGAAAACAGGUGGUACUUCGAGCUUUAAUUAUGGUCCGGGGACAUGAUUAAUUGUGUUAAAAAAAUUUUAACGCAUUAUUUUUUAUAUAAUUAAUCGCAUUGGAUUAACGCAAUAAAUCAACAGCCCUAAUUUUAACUAGUAAAAAUGUAAUUAUAGAUAUCUAUAAUUCAUAUGCUGCACGAUUAAAUGUCAAAAUGGCUUGCCAUAGAGAGAAAGACUACUGUUAUAUGAGAGUUGUCCAUCUGAUAAGACCUGCCUUAAAGGGAAAGUGUACACAAAAUUAUAAUUUUAAGGCAUGAUUUUCAAUUUCAAUUAAGUUUUUAAUGAAAUUGCUCAAAAAGACAUUUAAGACAUUACAGCAUAAUUUUCUGUAAAGCUGCUUUGAAACAAUGUGUGUUGUGAAAAGCGCUAUACUAAUAAAAAUGACAAGACAAAAUGAAAAUUCUGACAUUAUUCACUCACCAUCAUGUCAUUUUAAACCCAUAGGACUUUCUUUCUUCUGUGGAACACAAAAGGGAAUUUUUUUAAUAAUCUUCACGCAGUCAUACAAGUAGUCCAUAUGACUUGAGUGGAAUAUUCAGAGUCUUCUGAAGCCAUAUGUUGUAGUUUUUGUUAGCAACUGACCAAAAUUUUGGGUUGUUAGUCAAAAAAACAAAAAACAAAUGGGAAUGGUUUGGACUACAUGGAAUGGGAAAAUUGGAAAAUAAAUGACUUACUUAAUGAUACUUUUAUUGUGCCUUUUUGGAGCUCAACAGUUGUGGUCAUUGCAUGUAAAAGAGCAGAGAGAAUAUUUAAAAAAAAUAAUAAUAACAAUAUAUGGUUUGGAAUGAUAUGAUGGGUGAGUAAAUAAUGACAAAACUUUCAUUUUUGAGUGAACUUUAAAGCUAAUGAAUGAGUGGCUAAAUGAAUUAAAUGCUGUACAAGUGUGUUUGCAUGUGUGUGUGCUUGCAAAAGCAUAUUUCACGUUGUGUCAACCAUGAGGGAUAUAAUACAUGACCUAUAAAACAUUUGACCAUUGAUGGAUGGACGGACUUUACAAGAACUGGAAUGUAUACUUUCUCAAAAGCUGCACCAAAUACAAACUAACGACCAAAGACAAGUGGUCACCAAUGACAUUGGAAGACCUCACAAGAGAGCGGAAUUGGGUGAGCUGACACGGAAUGACACAAGGAGCAACGUUCCUGUUUGGAUUUCAUGUGGAAUGCUGCUACUGGGAAUUUAAACGGAUAACCAAAGUCUUAUACCAGCGCAUUAAAGGGAAAACAUAAAACUUUUUCUAAAUAUAAAUAUAUAUAUAUAUAAAGAUUAAUGCUGACCAAGUGAUAUUAUUUUGACUGCUACUAUCAUUGUUGUUACUAUAAAAGAAUUUCACUUAUUUAUUUUAUCUCUGUGUAAAGCAACAAUCUUUCCAAAGCCAGUAAACUCUACAGAAACGUGUCCGUGUUUCAAAACAUAUACAUGCUGUGUGAGUUGUCAUUAUCAUCAAACA
Messenger RNA from Myxocyprinus asiaticus (Chinese sucker), 5709 nucleotides. RefSeq names its product fibroblast growth factor 18a (gene fgf18a). Bases 1206 to 1832 code for a protein of 208 amino acids. NCBI's taxonomy places the organism in Eukaryota, Metazoa, Chordata, Actinopteri, Cypriniformes, Catostomidae. Gene Ontology annotation, cellular component: cytoplasm. The record is from RefSeq and is a predicted model, not a curated record. Gene Ontology annotation, molecular function: type 2 fibroblast growth factor receptor binding; type 1 fibroblast growth factor receptor binding; growth factor activity. The transcript has 5 exons. Gene Ontology annotation, biological process: cell differentiation; regulation of cell migration; positive regulation of gene expression.